Messenger RNA from Sphaeroforma arctica JP610, 339 nucleotides. RefSeq lists its product as hypothetical. Gene Ontology annotation, biological process: mismatch repair. Gene Ontology annotation, molecular function: mismatched DNA binding; ATP binding. The transcript has 3 exons. Lineage: Eukaryota; Ichthyosporea; Ichthyophonida. The coding region runs from base 1 to 339 and encodes 112 amino acids. The record is from RefSeq and is a predicted model, not a curated record.
AUGUAUUCGGAUGUAUUUGCAGGUAUAAUGAACCGCACAAAGUCAACUCUCGGUGCCAAGAAGUUGAGAGAGUGGUUCAGAAGUCCUAGCCGUGACCGGAAACUUAUCACGCAGCGGCAAGACAUAAUUGAAUUCCUUCUCAAGCCGCGAAACAGUGACCUAUUCGCGCGACUGACUCAGUGCAUCAAGGCCUCCAAGAACCUCCCGGAGUACUCACUUCACAUGUCUGCCCACAAUAGCAUCCAAAGUCACUUCCAAAUUGAUUCUAAACCCGAAUUCUUGGCCAAGAUUAUCGUACCCACUCCAAUUUAUCAGCUACUACGCCAUAUAAUAUCAUGA